CCUGGCAGCUGCUCCGGUUCUUGUUGUAUCAGCGCAAUCUCAGAAGUGAGCAGGAAUGUGGAGACUCGCAGCGCCCUGUUAAAACUCCCUCUGCCUCAUGCCCGCUUGGAGCGCCUUUCUUUUCUUCUUUCUUUUCUUUCUUUUUUAUUUUUUUAAAUACAUAAGCUGGAAGGUAACAGUGGGCAGAAUCAUCACACAGACGGGCUGAGCUGGAGUCUGUGCUGUUACUGGAUUGCUCAACGCUUGUGUCACCAGGAGGCUGGACUGGUCGGGCGGAGUGUUUGAGCUCAACAUCAGUGGAGCGCACUCACUCUCAACCUCUGCGAGUGAGGCGGUCUCUUUUUUCCCUCUCUCUCUCUCUCUCUCUCCCUCUCUUUGUCUGUCUGUCUUUUCCCUUCUUUCUCUGUCGGAGCUUUUCAGGAUUGGAUUUUUUUCCCCCUCUCUCCCUCCUCACUGAAAGUACCUCUGAAGCGGCACGCAGAGCAGGACGUUGGAUUUACUGGUCUGGUCUGAGAAGUCUCCGACGGGAAGAAAUGGAGCGCACAGUUGACGUAUUCUGCUAGGACGCAUCUUGGAACAAGUGGACUCCCUCUUCUCUUUCUGAUUCUCAAUUUUGUCCUAAAUGGUGAAUCGGCCCUUCAGGAUGAACUUGCAGUGCAGCAGCCCGGUGGCUCCCUGCAUCCGCAGAGUCGCCCACAAGCGCCUGGACUCGGAUGACCAGCCACCGGCGAAAUGCGCGAGGCUGAGCGCCGAUUCGGGGGACCCGCAGGGACUCUUCGGCACGUCCCCCAGCUCCCCGGUCAGCCCCGCAGCCAACCCGGUCCCCGCCACCCACCAGGGACCGUCCAGGAUAGGAGCGUUCCUGCUGCUGCCCCUGGCGGACCGGGAGAGCCUCCACGGCGCGAUGAACACCGACACCGGCGAUGAGCUGCUGUGCAAGGUGUUCGACAUGGGGGUGUACCAGGAGAAGAUCAGAGCCUACGGCGUUCUGCCGCCUCACAGGAACGUGGCUGGCAUCAGGGACAUCAUCCUGGGGGAGCGCAAGGCCUACGUCUUCCUGGACAAGGACUUUGGGGACAUGCACACCCUCGUGAAGAGCUGCAGGCGCCUGGACGAGGAGCAGGCCCGCAGACUGUUCCGUCAGGUGGUCCUGGCCGUGGCACACUGCCACCAGGCGGGCAUCGUGCUCGGCGACCUCAAGCUGCGCAAGUUUGUCUUUGCGGAUGAGAAAAGGACACACGUGAGACUAGAGAGCCUCGAGGACUGCCGCAUCCUGGAGGAUCCCAACAGAGACUCUAUGUCAGACACCCACGGGUGCCCUGCCUACGUCAGCCCUGAGAUCCUCAGCGGCUCAACGCCGUACUCCGGCAGGAUGGCUGACAUGUGGAGCCUGGGGGUCAUGCUGUACACCAUGUUGGUGGGUCGCUACCCGUUCCACGACCCGGACCCGGCCACUCUGUUUUCCAAAAUCCGCAGGGGCCACUGCUGCUUGCCAGAAGGCUUGUCGCCAAAGGCCAAGUGUUUGCUCCAGAGCCUGCUGAGGAAAGAGCCUUCAGAGAGACUAACGGCGGCCGAGCUGCUUGCUCAUCCGUGGUUCCACUUGCCGCCGUCGCCCCAGGAUGUAGCGUCGGGUGAGCAGGAGGUGAACUCGGCGGAACAGACAGUGCCAUCCUUUGAAGUGGAGGAGAACGACGACCUGUUCUGCUGACAGACGCGGCUGAGAGCCUGACUAAGAGACCAAAACAGAUCUCUUAGGGGAGUCGCCAUCGUUGUCGUUUUUGUACAUUGGCACUUUUUAGAAACCUGUUUGUGUACUGGUACGUGUACAUACAACCUCAAGCUUUCUACAGAAACUCACUGUACUGUAUUCCCAUGUCUUGUAUGUGUUACUUUGCUAAGGGCAUUGCUUACAAUGGUCAUUCAUUGUGCAGUUGUGCAUUUUAAAACAAUAGUUGGUGCUAAAAGAAAUCACAAUGAUUCAGAAUUUGUCAGAUCGUUUUUAAAAGAAUAUUCUCUGCAGGCUUCUGUGAGUGUAUCACAUGAAUUUUAAACCUCUCUCUCUCUCGCAUUCAUGCACCUUCACAAAGCAUUAGCUGAAUCUUAACUGCGAUGGCCAGGGCUGUUGUUCCUCUCACUCUCUGGCCAGGCUGCGGCUGACUCAAUAGCUGACUCGAGGACGGUUUGAGCUCCAGCCCGACGUCCUCGAGCAGACAGUGACACAAAGUAGGAAAGAUGGUUUAGCAAGGGACUCGUGUGUCACACUCAGCGUGACACUACGGAGGUGUCUCACUGCCAAUCUGGCGAUGUCUGAGCGAGCGGAGAUCAUUUACAAAUCUCACACCAUGUGCAGAAGGUUGAGAAAGGCAGGAUGUUGCUGGUGUAAGACUUGUCACGCUCAGUCAGCAAAUAAUAGUGACACCAGUUCUGAAAGAAGUUCUUGUAAAUAGCCGAUAGAGUGGAGGUUUUAUCUUGUUUGUGGUCAUAU
Poecilia reticulata (guppy) is the source of this 2485-nucleotide messenger RNA. RefSeq names its product tribbles pseudokinase 1 (gene trib1). The record is from RefSeq and is a predicted model, not a curated record. Gene Ontology annotation, molecular function: ATP binding; mitogen-activated protein kinase kinase binding; protein kinase activity. Gene Ontology annotation, cellular component: nucleus. NCBI's taxonomy places the organism in Eukaryota, Metazoa, Chordata, Actinopteri, Cyprinodontiformes, Poeciliidae. Gene Ontology annotation, biological process: protein phosphorylation; positive regulation of proteasomal ubiquitin-dependent protein catabolic process; regulation of MAP kinase activity.